AUGAUCGUGUACAUCACUUUUCUCUACCAAAUGGAUACUAGCCUGACAGAGAACUUGUAUAGUCUGGUCAACGCGUUAUGGCUGGCCUUGCCGGAAACGAUCCUCUAUACUCCUUACUCGCCAUUAGGUGUAUUUGGGGUGUUACUGGUGGUGAACGUAUGCAUCGUAAGGGCUCGGGGUAAGAUGAGCACUAUGAGACUUGCCUUGGUGGUCGAGACCGGCAUGUUCCUUGUGGCAACUGUGCACCUGGGUUCUACCCUUUACGCGAUCUACUUUGGCGUCAAGAUUGAUGCACUCCACGUCUUGCAAGUCGCUGGAACAUACGUAAACCAAGGCUUUGCGACUCUGCCUGAGCUGGCACACAAAAGAACGAUUGCAGUGACCGUUGCUCAAGUUGCAUUUGUCGCUCAGGUGUGGCUUGGGGAUGGUUUUAUGCUAUUCAGGCUGUGGAGAGUGUGGAAUAACGAUCAACGUGUCGUUACACCAAUCUCCCUGGGAUUCCUCGCCGAUAUCGCGUUGGGCAUUUUUGCCUUGUACCGGAACGGAGAAGCUUUUGUCGACAUGAAAGAUAGAACCACUACGACUAUUGGUCAACACAUUGAUGAUCAGGCAACCAUGAUGGCCAACACCGUAUACAUUUCCGUGGUUGCCGUGAGCCUCGCGGUUCAUGUAACCUGUACAGUCUUGAUUGCAGCCAGGGUACUUUUUCUCCAGCGUCAAGUUGGUAGGUCAGUUCAGCGUGAGGGUGGCGUCAGCCCCACAGCUGUGGCAAUCCUUUUGCUCGAGUCCGCCGCGAUAUACUCGCUAUCAAUGCUAGCUCUCUUAAUCGCCUUUGCCGAGUCAUUUAUCAAGUCGUUGCGCUCCAGGUUUAAUUAUAUGGACGUGGUCAUGGGCUUGGUCGUACCUCUAGUCGGAGUCACCUUUUCGAUCAUCAUCACGCGAAUGGGCUUGGGCAUAUCGGUCGAAAUGUUUCUCAGGAAGUUUUCUAUCAGAGCCUAGAUCUGCCUAACUGUACUUAUGACAGAUAUGGCGUGACUCGCUUCCUUCUUCGUCCUACGUCUUACACACUUUCUAAUGGAAUUUGGGAUGCUCCUCAUGUUGUUCAGGCGUAUGGAUGGUAG
Coniophora puteana RWD-64-598 SS2 is the source of this 1121-nucleotide messenger RNA. RefSeq lists its product as uncharacterized. NCBI's taxonomy places the organism in Eukaryota, Fungi, Basidiomycota, Agaricomycetes, Boletales, Coniophoraceae. The coding region runs from base 1 to 999 and encodes 332 amino acids. The transcript has 10 exons. The record is from RefSeq and is a predicted model, not a curated record.